Exophiala xenobiotica is the source of this 879-nucleotide messenger RNA. RefSeq lists its product as uncharacterized. The record is from RefSeq and is a predicted model, not a curated record. Lineage: Eukaryota; Fungi; Ascomycota; Eurotiomycetes; Chaetothyriales; Herpotrichiellaceae. Bases 1 to 879 code for a protein of 292 amino acids. The transcript is spliced from 4 exons.
AUGCCUUCUCUCGUCUGGAUUGUCACAGGGUGUUCCUCAGGCUUUGGUGAACAGUUCGUCCACAGCAUUAUAGCGCGAGGCGACAAGGUCAUUGCUACCGCCCGGAAACUUGACAAGAUCCAGCAUCUGAAACAAGCAGGAGCUGCCAUUCUGCCGCUCGACAUCACCGACAGCGAACAGAGUAUACGAGACACGAUAGCGGCUGCGAUCAGCAUUUACGGCCGAAUUGAUGUGCUGGUGAAUAACGCAGCCUACAUCUCGAUUGGCACAUGGGAAGACCUCGAAUACAGGGACUUUUUUGCGCAAUUCGACACCAAUGUUUUCGGCACAAUCAAAGUAACUCGCGCACUUCUGCCGCAUUUUCGACAGCGAUGCACGGGAACGCUGGUCUUCAUUAGUUCGCUUUCAGGUUGGAUUGGACACCCCGGGUGCAGCGCCUAUGCUGGAUCCAAGUUCGCUCUCGAAGGCAUGGUGGAGGGCUUGUGGCGGGAGACAGCCCACCUAGGAAUCAAGACGCUUAUGAUCGAACCCGGGAGAUUCCAGACCAAACUUCUUUCAAGCGGGAACAUCAGAACCGUGGCAUCGGCCAUCCCAGAGUACGCAGAAUUUUCAAAGAGCCUGCUCAAAGGACUCAGCGGAGAGGAUCGGAAUCAGCCAGGCGAUCCGGUCAAGCUCGUAGAAAUUACAUUGGAUCUUGUGCGGCAGGAAGGUGUUGCUGCAGGUCGAGAAAUCCCAUUCCGACUGCCCCUUGGGGUUGACUGUUAUGAUGACAUUAAGGCCAAAUGUGAAGAAACUCUGCAAAUGUUGAAAGAAUGGGAAAGUACUAUUAGAGUGGUCACCUUGAAGAAUCGUAAAGACAUCAGCAUCAAGCACAUGUGA